Molecule: messenger RNA, 824 nt
Organism: Drosophila takahashii
Lineage: Eukaryota; Metazoa; Arthropoda; Insecta; Diptera; Drosophilidae
Source: RefSeq, a predicted model, not a curated record
UGCUGUUCGCGAGCGGAAUUCCAGCUGCCGCGUAAAAAUAUAUAGAACAAACACAAAAGCCGCAACGAGAAAAUGAAUAUAUAAAAAAAAUAGAAACCAAAUUAGCGCUAUGUAAAAGUCCGAAAACGAACCGAAAAUUGGAGGGGACAAGUGUCGCCGUCGCCGUCGGUCGGGGCAAUAAAAUAAAAUAAAAUAUUCAGAGCAUCACAGAUGCCGCUGCGAUGACGGAGCCAAUUAGUGCGGCGGUGCAGCGGAGGAGGCAGCUGCUCCACAGCGUUGAAAGUUUGCGCGGUCGUGUUCGCCAAGUGCUAAAAUGUGUUAUUAAUCUGCAUAUUGAGUUUUUGGUGCUCGAAUCCGAUGUGGCCGCUCUGCUGGAUGAGGUGAGGGAAUUCAACGACGACCACGAAGAGAUGCGCCGUCUGGACAGGAUGAUCGAGGCACUGAGGGAAUACAGCGGACCCACGAUAUGCCACGAGUGGCCCUAUCCCCUCAUCUUCAAAGGCACAAUCGACGAGGCACACGUCGCACAAAUACUCAAUGAUCUGGAGGAGGAGGAAAAGGAGCUGGUGAAGGUGUCCAGCGGUGCAAACUGCAUCCAGCUGAAAUCAGAAUCCGAUGUGGUCACAGCUCAAAGGCGGUCCAAAAUCCUGUGGUUCUCGAGGAGGAGGAGCAGCAGAAAGCGAGCUGAGCGAUUAAAGGAACUUCAGCCUUCUGUUUAAACGACUUCCUGAGAAAAUAACUAGUCCGAAAUAAAUGUGAACAAAACAAAUUAUACUUAUAGACUAGUUUUUAUAGCCCAAAACUGUAAUCUGCCACUCAAAAAA